CGAACGGAAUUGUGGGAAGGGGGACCAGACUAGAGAUUAACGGAAUAUUUGUACUCUAUUUGUAUUAUAAUCUUUUACUGGCUAUUAUGAGAUAGAAUUAUUCAUGAAAUAUACAUGAAAUGUGCUUAUAAGAAUUCAAUUGACAAGGAUCUAAGAUUUUAAUAUAUUUAUUAUGACGGAAAAUGACGGAAAUUACCGAAGUAGGACAGUAAAAACAAUAUGGCGGGAUGCGUUGAACCAAAUUGAACGAAGGUUUUUUGCUAUCGAUUUUUGUGUGUAAUAAUGCUUUGAAAAUGACAUGACAUAUAUGUAGUACUAAACCUGUGGUAAUAUUCAUCCAACUGCAAAAACCAUGUGUGACCAUUGUGCGGAAGUUCUUCAGCUUAUCGACACUUAUGAAGAACGAUGCCAUGUAGGGGGGUUCCAUAUGAACAAGAGAGAGGUCCUUUCCUUUGUCAGCUAUGCAAACACAUGGCCCCAAAGACAGUGCAUGUGCUGUUUCAAGAACUUGAAGAACUUUGAGAAACUGAACAACAUGGUUCAAGUGAUAUGUAGUGUAGCUAUCAGAGUUAUUCAAACCAUGCCCGAGGACUUUGACAAAGAACAACAAAAGGAAAAGGAGAUUAAAAGUGGGAAGAAAAAAGAGAAGAGUCCCGAGGUGAAAGAGGGGGAAGUAACUGUGCUAGCUGUAGAUGAGGGUAAAGCAGGCGAGACAGAGGUUGCCAUGGAUACUGACGAUGACUCUGAGGAUCCAGAGAGAUGGACAAUGGAAGAAAAGGAAAAACUACUUCAUUUUGUCACCAAAAUCUUUCUCCUAAACUUCCCUUCCUACAUGGCAUACAAACACAUGUACCACUCAUCCCUCGAGGAGCUAUCUCAACAAGAAACGAGUGCAUUGAACAACUAUUGUGAAGUGUCGGACCCUGAAGUACCUUUGUUUCUGCUUAGGAAUGUGUGCUUUUUCUGUGACAGCAAUGGGAUUGGAGCCUUAAAACAAUGCUUUGAGAAGGCCACCCCAGACUCCCUGCCCUUCACGUUUGCCCACAUUCUCAUCACACUUAUUGCAAAUUUGCGGCUUUGGAUGAACAUCCCUACAGUGAUGCAAUACAUUGUCCCUCUGAGAACUGUAGUCAUAAGGUACAUGUGCAAAUUGUCUGAUAAAGACCUCAGAAUGGCUGGGAACCGGAAUAUGACAGAGCUGAUGUGGGCUGCUGUGAAGGAACCACUGGAAACUCACUUCCAGUUUGACAAGGAGGGUCUAGAUCUGGCCUUCAAAUACUUCACCUGUUCCACCCUGACCAUAAGGCUGGCAGGAAUAGCCCAAAUCAAUAAUCAAAUUAACCUGUACAAUGAAAGUUGUAACAAUGAAACCCUGAUGGACACUGAAAGCUAUGUGGAGAGGGUGGGACACCAGUUGUCACAAUGGCUAUUGGACAAUAAAAUCAUUGAACACAUCUUUGGUCCAAAUCUUCACAUUGAGAUAAUAAAACAAAGCCAGUUGAUAUUAAACCUGCUAGCUGUGGAAGGAAAGAUAACAAAUGAUCAUAUUGACUGUAUAUGGGCCUCAAGUCAGUUAAAGCACUGCAGUAAACAAGUGUAUGAUAUCCUGAUUCCACUGAUAAAGAACCUGGAACUCCACCCGGUGCAGCACCUCUUAAAUCUGGUAUCUGCCCUAGAACCGACGGCUCACAAUGAAUCGACGCUGUACCUGGCCUCGGCCCUGGUGAAGUGUGUGUGGAACACAUGUGCAAUCAGCCAGUCGUCAGGUCACCAUCACGGCCCCCUCCCAGCCACACUGGCCUCGCUACAACAUGAGGAGGAUGAACUUCAUCACGCAGGCAAGGUGGGAAAACAUGAGCUGAGCAGCAGUGACAGCAUUCAGGUGUCUGAUGACGAGGGACAUUUACAGCUAGUAGAUGUGCAAGUCCGAUCCCCCAAGAAAGUCCAAAAACUGAUCAUAAGACACGGAAGAAUUCACAAACAUCACCAUGGUCACUGUUGUCAUGGCGACCAUGAAGAUGACUCGGAUGAGGAAUGUCAUGUUCACAGUGAUGGGAGCGAGGCAGAUUCUGACUGUGAAAGACAUGUUCCUCAUCCUAGAAGGGUCCCACAUGUGGGUCACGACACAGAUGGCAGUGAAAGUGAGGUUGAUGAGGAAUCCAGUGAGGAAGAAGAGUUAGAGGAAGGUGAAAUAUUACAAAACGGGCUCAAUCAGCAGAGGAUGAUGGGGGUCCAGAGGCAGGGAAGGUUCGUGAAAGGUCGGCCUCGCUUUCAUCCCCAGGGGACCCAGGCCUCCUCAGAGGAAGAGGAGGAGGAAGAUGACUCAGAGUUCAUAGACUCGGAAGAGGAGGAGCACCUGAAGGAAGCUAGGAUUGUUCAAAUGAAACACAUGCAACAACAGCAAUCACAAGAGAGUGAGGAGAGCUCGGAGUUUGAGGAUGCUUUGCAUGAUGGGAAAAUGAGUCAUCAGAUGGCCCAGAAGAUCUUACAGAAGCACCAUUUACAGGAACAUCGCCGGCAGAUACAGCUGCAACACAGCCGGCAGAGGCGGAGGAGAAUGGCUGGGGAUCUGAAAGACAGCCCAGUGAAAAAAGAUAGGAAGGACGUUGGAGGGAAGGAAAUAGGACAGGGGGAUACAGAGGAGGAUCCGAAAUCCACAGGAGUGGGGGGAUCAGCUGAGAAAGGCUCAGAGGAAUCAGCAGCAGGGGAUUCGGGUACAAAACAGAAAAUUGAAGAGACCGAGUCUGAUUCGCUCACUAAUGCACUUGAACGUGGACACAGCAAGGAACAAGAAACCGAGAUAUUCGACUGCACUCAGAUACUACAGUCAGCUCAAAGGAAAAAGAAGCCGAUGGGAGAGGGGGAAGAGGUUGAUGACAUCAUGUCUCCUGAUGAUGGUGAGGGGAGUUGUCAUAGCUCUCGAAUGAGCACAAAGUCCGAAAAGAACAUGGCAGACUUUGAAGGGGAGGAUUUUAUAAGUGAUGAAGAGUUGGCUCGAAUUAAUGGCCCAUAUAAUCAACACCAAAUGCAACAGCACCUGUCCAAUUUGGCUUCCAUGUAUCAAACUCACCUUCCUCACGGCAAAGUUCUGCACCACCGCCCUUCAGCCAAAGAAACCAGCCUGACAUCCUGUUCUGAAUUUUCCAUUGAUAAUGUGUGUCAGAAAGGCAGCACUCUUUUAUGGGAUCUGGUCCAGGAGGACACCUGCAACUUGCUCCCAGAUGGAUUGGCUAAUGAGGCAGAAAAGGCUCUGUGUACUUUGGUGUGUUAUUCCACAGAUCGCAGAAUUCGAAUGAAAUUCAUUGAAGCAUGUAUAGAAAAUUUAGCACAUAACAGGUCAGUUGUUGUUUCUCUGCGACUCUUACCAAAAGUGUUCAGCUCUUUCCAGCAAUUCAGAGGCGGGUUGGAUACACAUCACGUCACUCUGUGGGCAGAAAAAGAAUUGAACAUGAUGUCACAUUUCUUCAUAAAUCUAGUCCACUACACAGAAAAGGUCCAAGCUGGAGAGAGAAAUCCCAUGUACAGCCACAAAGAGGAAAUUCAAGUGAGGCUGCUGUUUUUGACCUGUGUGUUUUCCUCCAUAGUGUCUCCUGAUGGCUUCCGUUUGAAUUUGGAACAAGUGGACACACUAUGGCGAUGUGUUGCCUUGGAUGAGGAAUGCUCUGACGACUGCCUAAACUGGUUCCUUAAUCAGGCUAAGAGCAAAGAUCAUCAUGCUCUCUGUCUGGAAACUUUCAAACAUAUAUUCUUAGGAAAGAUGCCCCAGUUAAAGGCGGAAUCAAUGAGUAUGGUGGGUCUUAAUUUGUUCCAACAACUGUCUCAUCUCACUCGCAUGGCCAACUCCUCCUUCGAUGAGCAGCUCUCUGAGGAUCAGGUGUGUGGUAUGGACCAACUUUGGAGUAUUGCUCUGAGGGCUGAUAACACUGAUGUCAGUAUAACAGCCAUACAGAACCUCAACAAUUAUUACAUCAACUACGGUAAUGGACACCUGGAGAAGGAAGCAGAAUUUAUACAGCACUGCAUGGACAAUCUCACUAAUGCGCUUAAGGACGUAGAAUCGAAUCCAGAGACACAUUUACUUGUAAUCCAGAGAGGUCUGGUUCUCCUUAAAAACCACUUGGAGGCCUUCCGCAAGCGGUACGCAUACCACCUGAGGAACUGGCAGAUUGAGGGGAAGGGGAUCCGCAGUCACCAGAGGAAUGUGCAGGACAAGCAGUGCAGCCCUCUACGCCUGGUGUUGCAGCCAGCGGGCAUGGCCGACAAGACACAGCUAGAAAUGGUGUCCACUGACUUGGUAGCUGAGCUCCGGUCAGAAGUGGCACGGUGGUGGGAUGGACUACACAAACAACAGAUGGCCAAGCAUCAGGCAGAGAGUGGAAGUCAUGGCAACGCCAUGUUGUCGCCCAUUCUUGGUGCCAUGCUAGGUGAUGGACCAAUCCGAAUGAUUACUCUAGGCCAAGAAUUAACCGUGGACAUGGACGAGAAGUCGUUAGGGGAAUUGCAAUUCAAAGAUAACCAGCUGGUGUUUGUGUCAGUUGGAGCAAGCCGUCCUCCAAGAAAAACAGACGGCAGUUUGUCCUCCUCCAGCCUGCCCUGUCCAGUGCUCGAGAGACUACCAGUCAUGUUGCUGAUCACUGAACCUCACUUCAACAAACUGUUUCUUCUUCUGGAGCAACUCAGCAAAUUAAAGCUCACGAUUCCCUCCAUGGAAAGCCAAGAGCGGUGGGGACUACAGACCAAAGCUCGGGUUUUGUCUCGGAAGGUGUGGGAGCUACUGAUGUUACUGCCCACCAAUCAGAACAUGUGGGACGGGUUCAAGAGUCUGGUGUCGGAGGAGUGCAAUGAACAGACUGUGAUUUGGGACAAACUGCUGGAUUCCCAGAGUCCUCACAAAUUAAUGUACUCCUUACAGAUAGUGGAGGCUCUCUCCCGUGGAAUGAAAUACCGCAGGAGAUCUAUUAUGAGAUCAGGAGGUGGAGACUCUAGAACCACAAGCACAGACUCCGAGUUUGACACACAGGACGAGGAGAUUUGGAGCAUGAAGUUCAUCUCUAAAGGUGGAUUAAAGCACUUGUUGAACAUCUUUAAGUGUGGGAGUCUGCAAGCUCAGGAAGAAGAAGCCUGGAGCCAGUGGAACCAGGAGUGCCUGGCAUACCUGCUGCGUUUGAUUAGCCAGUUCUCAGUGGAGCUGUCUGAUGCGGAGGCCGGCCAUGAUGAUGUGUUUGAGUCGUAUGAGAGUCCCAGGAAGAAAAUGAAGAGACACAAGGGUGGCAGUGAGAGGAUUAUCAUACCCAGGCUUAACCAGUCCACCCUGGCUAUGCUGAACAUUGAAUCUGUGUUGAAAAUCCUGAUGCAGAUCCUGUAUGAUGCUGCAGUGCCCAGUGACACGAAUCAGGUCCACACAGGAACAUGGGGAAGAGCAGAAGUGGUGCACUACUCCCUGUCUUUCCUGGUGUCCUGGGCGUACUCCUGUGAUGAAGUCAAACAGGCUCUCUGUACAUCCUCUAACUUUGUUCCCUGGCUAAAGAGACUUACUCUGCAGGCCCCAGAGCCGUUUGUCAGACGAGAGGCUUGCAUGGGAUUGUACCGCCUGUGUCUUGGUAAGACCGCUGAUGGUAAAACUGGCUACACCCUGCUGUUGCCAACCUUAGCCAGUCUGCUGACCUUCCUGGAAGAUGCACUGUCCAUAAAACCAGUGAAGAAUCUGGAGGUGGAGGGUUUGAAAGAGAAGGAGAAAGAGCCUCCAGGCCCGGGGUGUCGGGACUAUUUCUGGCUGGUGUGUCGAUUUGUGGAUAGCAUCUCCAAGGACGAUGCCAAGUCAGACUCUGACGGUAUUGUUAACCUGAAUCAGCUGGGCAAACAAGUGUCGCAGCACGUUGUAGACCGUCCAUAUUAUGAGACUCGACACGGAUUUGAAGAGGAUGAUGGUUUGAUUGGAAUUUUGAAUCUAUGUACUGCUGUUGUGAAACACAAACCUCCAUUUAAAUCAUCACCGGAGGGGCAGAAAUUCCUGGAUGAGGUUUUCUGGCUUUUGUUUGCACUACCUUCGCCAACAAAGCGUUACCUCCCGAAGUGCAAGAGUCAGACGGCACGGUCAUCAGCUUAUGAUCUCCUAGUGGAGUUUGUCAAAAGCUCCGUGGAGAACUACCUGUUUCUACACAAGAGAAUGCUGCAACAGCACACGAAAGAUUCUCACGCCCCUUACCUGUGGGAUUACUGGCCUCACGAUGAUGGUCGAUCUAAGUGUGGAUAUGUGGGGCUGACCAACCUGGGUGCCACCUGCUACAUGGCCACUUGCAUGCAACAUUUGUACAUGAUUCCUCAGGCCCGCCAGUCUGUCCUACAGGCUAAGUGUCCAAAAACUAACCGCUACGAGGGCACACUAACAGAACUCCAGAAAAUGUUUGCCUAUCUACAGGAGAGUGAGAGGAAGGCGUACAACCCCCGCAGUUUUUGUAAGACGUACAUGAUGGAUAAGCAACCGUUAAACACUGGAGAACAAAAGGACAUGACAGAGUUCUUCACGGACCUCAUCAGCAAGUUAGAAGAAAUGUCUCCAGAUAUGCAUACCCUGGUGAAAAAUCUAUUUGGAGGUGUCUUGACUAACAACGUCGUGUCCUUGGACUGCCCUCACGUGAGCAGGACCCUGGAGGAGUUCUACACCGUACGGUGCCAGGUGACGGACAUGAAGAACCUCUAUGAAUCUCUGGAUGAGGUGACAGUUAAAGACAUGCUAGAGGGAGAUAAUAUGUACACAUGCUCAAAGUGCCAAAAGAAAGUGCGAGCGGAAAAGAGAGCUUGCUUUAAGAAAUUACCCAGGAUUCUCUGCUUCAACACAAUGCGAUACACAUUUAACAUGGUGACCAUGAUGAAGGAGAAAGUGAACACCCAUUUUUCGUUUCCCCUCUGUCUUGACAUGUCACAGUAUAUGGAGAAAAAUCUCAUGGGGCCAGACAAACUUGGGGAUGAUGAUGAAGAUGACAAGUUUCUGGUACAGAGCGAGGAGGACGAUAUUUACGAAUACGAGCUGAUUGGGGUUACAGUUCACACCGGCACUGCAGACGGGGGCCAUUACUACAGUUUCAUUCGAGACAAGCUCCACAAGGCAGAGAGUGGCCAGGAUAAAUGGUAUUUAUUCAAUGAUGCUGAAGUGAAAGCAUUUGAUCCAAGUCAGAUUGCCUCAGAAUGCUUUGGUGGAGAGGUCACGAGUAAAACUUACGAUUCUGUCACGGAUAAAUUUAUGGACUUCUCAUUUGAAAAGACAAACAGUGCCUACAUGUUGUUUUAUGAGAGAAAACCUAUCAGUAGCAGAACAGAGGAAGAGAUCAAAAUCAUGGAACAGGAGCAGGCAGUCAAAUUCAACUUCGAGUUGACCAAGGAACUAGGGGAGUGGAUUUGGCAAGACAAUACACAGUUCCUACAAGACAACAACAUCUUUGAGCACACAUAUUUUGGGUUCAUGUGGCAGGUUUGUGGUUAUAUUCCCACUACUCUACCGAAGGACCCAGAAACUCAGGUGUCCCUGAAAGCUGCCCAGCUCAGCACCUCGUUUGUAUUGGAAACUCUGAUCCAUUCCAAAGAAAAGCCCACCAUGCUACAGUGGAUUGAACUUCUCACAAAGCAGUUCAACUCGUGUCCUGCUGCUUGUGAGUGGUUCUUGGAUCACAUGGCAGAAAGUGAUUGGUGGCCACAGCAAAUCCUCAUAAAGUGUCCCAAUCAGAUGGUCAGACAGAUGUUCCAGCGGUUGCUAAUACAUGUUAUAUCACAACUUAAACCAGCUCAUGUUGAAUUGUAUCUUCAGCCACUAAUUGAAAGUGAAGAUGGUGAAAUCGAUGUUUCAGAACUGGGAAGUAAAUCUUGUGUGACAAGGUUCAUAAAAAAGAUGUUGUCUAUAUUGGAUCACGGUGUGCGACCCCACAGCAAAUUUCUAACAGAGUAUUUCGCCUUCCUGCUAGAGUUUGCCAAGAUGGGAGAUGAGGAGAGUUUCUUCUUGAUUAAUGUGAAUGCGAUAUCUACAAUGGUCAACUUCUAUCUGGGACAGAAACAAGCAGAGACCUAUGUGGAGAUUCCGUCUGAUGAUGAAGAGGAGGAGGUCAUCACCAUCACAGAAGAAACUUACAAGCCCAUGUCGCUGGAGAAAAUGGUGACGUUAAUUGCCAUUCUGGUGGAAAAAUCUCGCGGAGAGAACAACCAGUUGCACGUCUCUGAUAAAGAUUACACUGCAAUCAUAGGGGGGAAGGGCUUUCCAUUCCUGUUUAAUCAGAUCCGAGACAGCAUCAAUAUUCGUCAAACUUGUAACCUGUUGUUCAGUCUUAGUCGAUGGAAUGAGCAGUUAGCCAUCGCUUUGGUUCAAAUGGUUUUUAAUGCGAUCAAGAAGUUAAAUUUUGAGCAUUCCCAGCCAUUUUUCAAACUGAUGUCCAUGUUGGUGGAGUUUGGGGCGGGACCUCCAGGCCUUCCACCUUUCACCCAGUAUGUUCUACAAAAGUUCUGGGAGCUUACGAAGUGCUGCCCACAGCCAUGUUUGGAGUGGAUGGCUGCUCAAGUGACCAGGAACCGACUGGCCAGUCAAUGGGUUCUGAGUCAGAUGGACAUCUGGGUGGAGCCUUAUCUACUGGCCAAUAACAACGCCCGGGUCAGGAGUGCCGCAGCCUGUCUGCUGACCUCUCUUGUGCCCAGCACUCACUUCAGAAACACUUUCAGACAAACCAGGAACCUCCUUAGUCCUCAUAAAGAAAUGACAAUGUCCACAGAGGCUAUUAUUGUCCUUCAUCAGAUCUAUGAACAUCUGCUGAGUCUGUUGGUCCGUGCCAGACUUUACGCAGAUGCUCAGAAUCAUGGGACCACAAAACUGAUUAGCUACUUUGCUGUGUUGACUUUCUGUUUAAUCUCGAAAACAGAAAAAUUAAUGUUCAAUAAGUACUUCCUGGACCUGUGGAAUUUAUUUCAACCCAAGCUCUGUGAGCCCCAGAUCUCCAUGCAUCACAACAAACAGGCACUUUUGUUUUUCUGGUAUCAAGUGUGCUUAGAUUGUCCGGAGAAUAUCAAAUCCAUCGUGAGCAACGCCAGUGUAUGUAAACAAAUUGCAUACAAUUACAUUCUAGCGGAUCAUGAUGACCAAGAUGUGGUAAUGUUUAAUCGCAUUAUGCUGCCGUCUUAUUAUGGUUUGCUGCGAAUGUGUUGUCACCAGUCUCGUACAUUUACACGACAGCUUGCUCAGCACCAAAACAUCCAAUGGGCCUUUAAGAACAUUUCCUGUCACCCAGCACAGUAUACAGCGGCAGUGGAAGAGUUGUUCAAGAUGAUGAAGCUCAUGGCCACGAAGUACCCUGACAGCUCAGAGGAAGAAAUCCAGGCAGUCAACCAUUUUAAGCGGACCACUAUCCGCCUGUAUCUGGAUUUCUUGGAUGCCCGUUCCGGUUGGCAGACCCUUAUUAGUGCACUGAAAAUUUUAAUUGACAAUCAAGAUGACCGAUUACUGCUGUUAUAUCACAAGGGACUGCAAAUGACCACUGAGGCAUUUAACACACUACAUGCUAUGUAUCAUGAGGCCACAGCUUGUCAUGUGACUGGAGACAUAGUGGAACUGUUGGGGAUCCUUCUACCAGUUCUCAAAGUAGCCCGGUACUAUCACGAACGGAAGGGUUCAGCCUCUAAUGACAUGAACACUGUCUUGCAAAACUGGAAAGAGAGGAUGGACUUCACCAAGAAAUUACUCACCCUCCUGAACUCUUACACCCCUCCAGAGAUUAGGAACAGUGCAAUAGAUGUUUUACGUGAAAUGGUGCUUACUUAUCAGAGUGAAUGUGUUCAUACAAUAGUUCCUGUUUUAACCCAAGUUCAUCUAGCUUUCCAAGAAAGCAACAUACCAGUGUCCUCUCCUGGACCCUAUUUUCCGAGGCGAGGCCAGAAGCCUAUUGGCCCAAAGUCUAAUAUCCGUCCACCCAGGCCACAGUUUAACAUGAUGUUACAUUCUAGUCAGAUAGAAGCCACGAAGGGUGUAGACGAAAUGUAUGAUGCUGCCUUGUCCGAGUUCUUCACCCCAUAUCAUAUGUUAGUGGAUCUCAUCUGCCGCGUGGCUGUUAAUCACCAGAGUCUUUCAGAACCCAUCAUAAACCUGAGUGCUAUGGUAGCCAUUGAAGGUGUUCCGCUGCAUUCCCCAUAUUUUGCAAAGUUAUGGUUUGAAAUCUAUCAUUCUGAGGUUGACAGAUCUUGUAUCCGGAUUCUAUGUAACUGCAGUUAUUUUAUUGAGUAUGUGGACUCAGUGUUACUAGACGAGAGGCUGUCACUGAACAAUCCCAACAUUUACCAGUUCUUCUGUAACUUCUUUCCAAAGGUUCAUCAACAGGUUCUGAGUGACCAGGGGAGAUCUCUAUUGGACAGUCUUGUGGCAUCUGUCACAGCCGAAAAAGCAGCCAUUGAAAAUGUCCGUUAUGAGAAAGAACUGAUUAGCAUAUGUCAGAGGGUGAAUGGGGACUUAAGAGCUAUGCUCUUGAUAUUCUCUGUACAACCGCCAAAGAAACUUAAUCCUUUGCUGGAAGAAAGCCUCCAUUACAUUCUUCAAGUUUGUCGUGACCACCAAAAGCAGCAGGAAGUGGAACAUCAUACCCAGCAUCCCCUCAAAAGGUCAUGUUCUGACCAAGGUCAAAGUGAAAAGGAAGAUAAAGAGCAAGAGGCACCAUCAAAGAAGCGACGUGUGAGUGCAGAUGAACAGAGUGAGGAGAAGAAGACGGAAGAAUCAGUUAAAUCCAGCGACCAGACGAAAGAUGGAGAAUUGGCCAAGUCUGAAGACCAGACGAAAGACAGACCAGCAGAGGAGUCUGAAAAAGAAUCUUCUGAUAGCAGUGUCAGGAGUAGCAGUGACUCAAGUUCAACUAAAACUGAACCUUCCCAAGAACCAGAUGACAAAUCAGGGUGUAAACAGACUACAGAGGACAGAGGGGAGGAACCCAGCACCUCGAGCCAGAGAGCAGAAUCAACAGUCUGUGAAGAAACUCCACGGAGGAAAAACGCCACAAUGGUGGACUUUGUUGCUAAACAUAUUGAAAGUUUGUUUGCUUUGAUUGAAAAGAAACAGUGAGGCCUUUGUUUUGUUCUCACAAAGUUAAUUUACGGAGAUAGUCUGACAAGCACAAUUGGAGCAAGUGAAAGGCCAUAGUAUUAGAACCAAAUCACAAAGUUCCAUAAUCAUGUCCCGAUUUCUAGCACUGGGACACCAGAAGCUCUAUCAAGAACUUAACUGUCUAUAAACUAAGACUAGACAUCUGUACAUUUCUUAUGAAAUUAUGUAACCUGGAUUCAGGUAUGAUCAUAUAUGUUUUAAGUAUAUUGCUAUAUAAGUAUUAAAAACAUGCUGUCCUAAAAAAAACCGAAGAAAAUGCAACAAAUAAUUAAUGUGAAUCGGACAGAAGUGAAUUUUUCUCAUUCACUUUGAAAGAAGGCGGCGGCUCUGUAGUUGUUUGUUUUUUUACAGUGCUGCAACAGAAUAUCACUGCCAGAUUCUCAUCAAAAUGAACAAUAUUGUUUGCUUUGACAGUGCCUGUGAGGAGAAUUAUUUGCUUGGUAUGAUGCUGACUUGUAAUAGUUGAUGGAUGUUUGUUAUUGGGUUUUUUAUGCAUUAUAUCAAAGAUGGACCAAACUAGCUGGUUGUACAUUUGAAGGUGCUUUACUGCAAUGUCAAAGCAACAAAAAUGGCAAUUAAAAUGCGAGAUAUU
Ostrea edulis (European flat oyster) is the source of this 11711-nucleotide messenger RNA. Its product is annotated as ubiquitin carboxyl-terminal hydrolase 34-like. NCBI's taxonomy places the organism in Eukaryota, Metazoa, Mollusca, Bivalvia, Ostreida, Ostreidae. The record is from RefSeq and is a predicted model, not a curated record. Gene Ontology annotation, cellular component: cytosol; nucleus. Gene Ontology annotation, molecular function: cysteine-type endopeptidase activity; cysteine-type deubiquitinase activity. Gene Ontology annotation, biological process: protein deubiquitination. Bases 353 to 11077 code for a protein of 3574 amino acids. The transcript is spliced from 80 exons.